AUGCCUACACUGGCACCGCCAGUCGCUUCUGACCAACUAAACUUCGACGCUUAUGAACCGAGGUACGGCGCAGUAGAUGGCUUACUGGAUUCCUCAUCACUCCCGUCAUCACCUUCAUCGGUAUGCGGUGACGCUAUACCGCCCGAGCUCCGUGUAGCCAGUCCCUGUGACUCAGGUGCGCCCGAAUGCUUCGAAACACUCUCCGCUGUGACAGUAACGUCGGGCACUGGGCUCGUCGCUGGAGGCACAGGUGAUUGCGAACGAGGGAGAGGUGAAGGCGUUCGAGACGCUGGAGGCACAGGUAAUUGCGAACGGGGCAAAGGUGAAGGCGUUCGAGACGCUGGUGGAGCAGGUGAAGGCGAACGAGGCAAAGGUGAAGGCGCUUGA
Molecule: messenger RNA, 387 nt
Organism: Eimeria necatrix
Lineage: Eukaryota; Apicomplexa; Conoidasida; Eucoccidiorida; Eimeriidae
Exons: 2
Coding region: 1-387 (128 amino acids)
Source: RefSeq, a predicted model, not a curated record